AUGCUCAACGGAAAAAAGGCAAGGCUGUUUUCUCUCCCCGUCGCUGAUGCAUACUAUCAGACAUCCCUAUGGCCAAGUGUGAAGACUUCUCUCAUUCUCGCGGAUGCCGCAGCCAUUAAGGUUCCGAAGUCCUCAAAUUUACGAGUCAUGCAAAUGCUGAAAAGGAGUGCCCAGGAAGUAACUACGUCCCGUGCACGCUUUCCCAAACCUCUCGAAGAUUACGAACCGCUCAAGAUAUUCGGCCCAAGUAUUCUCACUUCGGAAGGAGAGGAAUGGAAGAGAUACCGAAAGUAG
Molecule: messenger RNA, 294 nt
Organism: Laccaria bicolor S238N-H82
Lineage: Eukaryota; Fungi; Basidiomycota; Agaricomycetes; Agaricales; Hydnangiaceae
Exons: 1
Coding region: 1-294 (97 amino acids)
Source: RefSeq, a predicted model, not a curated record